This is a messenger RNA of Penicillium cataractarum, 1545 nucleotides long. It is a transcript of the gene sam50, whose product is annotated as SAM complex subunit SAM50. The transcript is spliced from 4 exons. NCBI's taxonomy places the organism in Eukaryota, Fungi, Ascomycota, Eurotiomycetes, Eurotiales, Aspergillaceae. The record is from RefSeq and is a predicted model, not a curated record. Gene Ontology annotation, biological process: protein insertion into mitochondrial outer membrane. The coding region runs from base 1 to 1545 and encodes 514 amino acids. Gene Ontology annotation, cellular component: outer membrane; SAM complex.
AUGUCCUCCUCCCUCUCUGCUGAUGAUGAAGACAUCUUCGAACGCCUUCAACAGCGCAAGGACCCGAAGGUGUUGGAAGAGCAGCAGCAGGCUGUGAACGAGCGUACGCAAGCCAUUCUCCAAAAGGCUCAAGCUCGUCUUUCAGAACUGCUUGACCAAAACUCGACCUUGCCAUGCGCGAUCUCGUCCGUUCAGGUGCUUAGUGCUCCUCACACCCGCCGCGGCUUCCUUGAGAAGGUUCUCAGCCCCCUUCUCAGCGAGAACAAGGACCGACCCUAUACCCUGUCCGAGGCAUUGCGGGAGAUUUCGGCAACGACAGACAAGUUGGGACGAUUUGACCUGUUCCAGCAGCCAAUUGCAGUUCACCUGGAUGAGUCGAACCAGGACCCCUCCGGACCGCGAACUAUCGAUGUUCUUCUGGCAACCCGCGAGAAGUCUCGGGUGCUCUUGAAGACUGGUACCGAUCUUGGAAACGCUGAGGGUUCGGCCUACGGAAACCUCUUGUGGCGUAAUGUGUUCGGUGGUGCCGAGACUCUCAACUUGAAUGCCUCGCUGGGCACACGCACGCGGUCCGCUUACCAGGCCGCCUUCGAGACCCCGAUCCUGUGUGACCCCGACUUCCGCCUGGAGGUAGGCAGUAUCGCCAGUUCCACCCAGAAGUCCUGGUCAAGCCACGAGGAGGUGCUCAAGGGUGGUUGGAGUAAGCUCCGCUGGCUGUCGCAGUCAGGACACCGUCAUGAAUUGGGUUACAAUGGUUUCUGGAGGCAAGUUACCGGUCUGGCUGAGAAUGCCUCUCCUACUGUUCGCGCCGAUGCCGGCGACAGUGUGAAGAGCAGCAUCUUCCACAGCUGGGUCAAUGACCAGCGUGAUAAUGCUAUGCUGCCUUCUCGCGGCUACUAUGCCAAGAUCUUCAACGAGGUGGCUGGCUGGGGCCCGUUGAAGGGUGACGUUUCUUUCUGGAAGUCCGAGAUCGAAACUCAGGGUGCUCUCCCCAUUCCCAUCCCUGGUAUCAAGGGCGACAGCGGUAUCAGCCUCACCACCGGCUUCCGUGCCGGUCUUCUCUUCCCUCUGGGCUUGGACUCUGAUCCCCGCCCCCAGCUUUCCCGCAUCAAUGACCGCUUCUUCCUCGGCGGUCCUACCAAUGUCCGUGGAUUCCGUCUGUGCGGCCUUGGCCCUCGUGAGGGCGUCGAUUCUGUCGGCGGCGACAUCUACGCCGCCGGUAGCGCCAACCUUCUCUUCCCCCUCCCCCGCGUGGGCGCUGACAAGCCCCUGCGGUUGCAACUCUUCCUGAACGGUGGUCGCCUUUUGCCUCUUCGCACAUCGCAGAAGGCUGCUCCUACCACCAGCGGCGAGGUGCAGGAUGCCGUAUUCUCGACCGUCAAGGACCUGCAAACUGGCCUGCCUAGCAUCGCUGCCGGUGUGGGUAUUGUGUAUGCCCACCCUGUGGCACGCUUCGAGCUAAACUUCUCCCUGCCGUUGGUCUUGCGGAAGGGUGAGGAGGGCCGCAAGGGCCUGCAGUUGGGAAUUGGCAUCAACUUCCUGUAG